GGUCAACCGCCUAUUCGUGCUGGGUUGUAGGAAGCAGCUCUUGCUUAGUGACCUUGGGAAUAUUCCUGAGAGGUACAGGGCUAGCUUCAAUCACGAUCGAUUCAGGAAAGCCUUUAAAGAGGAGGAGACAAAAGCAAGGGGGGCUCCUCCAUCUAUGACGAAAAUUUACCUGAAGGUGUAUGGGCGACGACUGUUUGCGGCCGCUGUUCUAAAACUGAUCGGGGAUGUGUUUGGUUUCAUCAACCCUCUUGCCGUCGGUGCGCUGACAGUGUAUGUAACGUCCAUAAAGUAUGCCUCUGCUGAACAAACGUCCCCCGCACACUUUGUCACUGUAGGAGAGUUUUUCGCAAACGGAUUCGUACUAGUGGCCGUCAUGUUCCUCGUCUCCACGCUGAAGUUCUUCUGCAUCCAAACCUACGUGUACAUCAUCGUGAUAGAGGCGAUGAACAUGCGCUCUGCACUUCAGGCAAUGGUAUACGAGAAAUCCCUACGUCUAUCAACCUUUGCCACGGCCGGUAAGAUGAAUAUGGGCCAGAUAACCAAUCACAUGUCCGUGGAUCCCAUGGUUAUUCAGCAGAUGUUCCAGUCGGUCAACUACCUGUGGUCCGUGCCUGUACAGCUUGCUGUAAACCUUCUGCUGCUGUACUUUCAAAUGGGAUUUCCGGCCUUAAUCGGAGCAUGUGUGUUCUUCAUUAUCACGCCUGUUCAAUUCAAGAUGAUGUCCGUCAUCACUAAGCGACAGGAAGAUCUCUUGCUUUGUUCUGACGAGCGGUUGAAGCAAGUGAACGAGCUCCUACAGGGUAUCCGGCUCCUCAAGCUAUACGCCUGGGAGGAGUGGUACUGCCAAGGAGUGGAGGCAGUACGCGCUAGGGAGCUUGCCUGCCUUAUGAAGAUUACAGGGGCCACCAUCAGCACAAUUCUGUUGACUUCUACUGCGCCUGUUCUGGUCACACUUGUGGGGUUCGGGACCUACUCUGCCCUGACAGGCAAGACGCUGACCCCGGACGUGACCUUCUCCUCGCUGUCCCUCUUCAACAUGCUGGGGACUCCCUUGACCAUGGUGCCCACCGCCUUGCUCCUCCUCGUCAACGGGGUCGUCAGCAGCAGGCGGGUGCUGAACUUCCUUCUUGCCCCUGAGGUUGAAGUGAGCUGCCGGCCUGACAUCGAGGAGGCCAGAGACGACGAACCAGCGUGUGCAGAGACCAAGUUGGGAAGGGAGUCAUGGACUUCAGUCGAGGGAACGUAUGACAACAGCACAGAAACAACAAGUCUUCUCUCGAGCGGUUCCAGCGAUUCCAGUCAAGCCAAGUACGGUAUCGGGAGCCCUGGUCGUUCUCUUCGUCAAGAUGAACCAAGAGACCUUCCCCCGGGAGUUGCAGUUAAGGUAACCGACGCCAGUUUUCUGUGGGAUCUGGACUCUUGUCUGCCGGUUCUCUCUGACAUCAACCUGGAGAUUCCCGAGGGUAAACUGACCAUAAUCAUCGGGCAAGUUGGUAGUGGUAAGUCGUCACUCAUAUCAGCCAUCUUAGGGGAAAUGUCGACUCUCUACGGGAAAGUACAAAUCAGAGAAAACGCUGAAAUUGCUCUUGCAGCUCAGAAACCUUGGCUGCUGAACGUCACCCUCAAGGAAAACAUUCUCUUCUCGAAAUCACUGGACGAGAAAAGGUACGACCUUGUCCUAGACUCCUGCGCCUUGAAGCCGGACAUCGAUAUCCUACCUGCUAGAGAUCAGACGGAGAUUGGAGAGAAGGGAAUCAACCUGAGCGGAGGACAGAAACAACGAGUCAGCGUGGCUAGGGCUAUGUACUCAAAUAGAGAUGUCAUUAUUCUAGAUGACCCAUUGUCUGCCUUAGACGUCCAUGUUGGCCGUCAUCUCUUCGAAGAAGGAAUCAUGAAACUGCUCGUCAAACGUCGACACACCGUAAUCCUAGUGACGCACCAACUGCAGUACCUGAAUAGGGCAGACCUGAUCAUUGUGAUGAAAGACGGUAGAAUAACAGCCAGGGGAGAUUUGGAUGACAUCAUCGCCUCGGAUCCGGUUAUGUACAGUGAGUACCACAAGGCGGUCCGGGUAGCCAGCGAGUCUGAGACAGAGACGUCUAGUCUGGAUUCGGGGUCCAUCACAGAGGAGCGACGCCAGCUCCAGCAGCGAGUGAGGAGUGCUUUCCUUGUGAACCAGAUAUCUGAUGCUGCUGAAACUGCGUCUGGUUCUCUGAUCAAGAAGGAAGAGAUGGAAAGAGGCUCAAUCUCUUGUGGUGUUUACUUGUACUACGCCCGCAACGUUGGCAGCUGGCUGGUCCUGCUAAUCGCCGUCACAGCCGUUGCCAACACCGCCUUGUCAAUAACCACCAAUUUCUGGUUAUCUGCUUGGUCGGAGGCUGGUCUAGGAAAUGAAAGUGUUUCCAUCAGUGAUCAGUAUUUCAUUGGUUACUUGGGUCUGUCUGUCGGAUACCUGCUAGUCAAGUCCACCACCAGUACAUUACUGGUGGUAGGUUUGCUGAUAGCAGCUAGGAGGCUACACCAGAAGAUGCUGCGAAACUUGAUCCGGGUACCCAUAAGAUUUUUCGACACAACGCCUGUUGGACGCAUACUGAACCGAUUCUCCAGUGACACAAAGCUCAUAGAUUCGAGACUGACCCAGACGAUGAUAACCCUCCUGGGCAGUUCUCUCCGUGUCUUGUCAGCUGUGAUAGUUAACACCAUUGUCAUGCCGCUCUUCCUUGUCUUCUUCCUCCCUGUGACCGUGGUCUAUCUCAUCCUCCAGUGGUACUUUCUGGCGUCGUCCCGAGAGCUUCAAAGGCUUGACAGCAUCAGCAGAUCCCCCGUGUUUGCAUUGUUCUCGGAGACUCUGAGCGGACUGACAACGAUCCGUGCGUACAGAGCUGGCAGGCGUUUCUAUGGCAAUCUUCUCGAGCGAAUCGACACCAAUCUGACAGCAUUCCUCUACCUUCAGGUGGCCAAUCGUUGGCUGGCGCUGCGACUGGAUGCUAUUGGUACAUUCAUGGUCCUGCUAGCUGGACUCUUGUCACUGAUUGGUGCAUUAACUAUGGACCUGGAUCCCAGCCUCGUAGGACUGGCUGUGACCUAUUCACUUCAGGUUUCCAGCUACUUGAACUAUUUGGUGCGGGGUGUUGCGGACACGGAAAUGCAGAUGAACGGGGUUGAACGCGUGAAGCACUUCACGUGUGUCGCGAACGAAAAAUAUGAAGGUUCUGAGCCCUCCCCAGACUGGCCACAAAAAGGCAGGAUCGAACUGCAGCACGUGUCGGUGCGAUAUGCCGAAGACUGGGACCCGGUGCUGCACGAUGUCACGGUGGAAUUUAAAGCAGGGGAAAAGGUUGGGAUAUGUGGACGAACCGGAGCAGGAAAAUCAUCUCUCUCCUUGGCUUUACUCAGGGCUGUGGACAUCUUUGACGGUAGCAUAUUAAUCGACGGAGUUGAUAUCAAGUCUGUACCCCUGAAGACUCUGCGCAGUAAGGUGUCCAUCAUCCCUCAGGAUCCUGUCCUUUUCACGGGAUCCAUCAGAACAAAUUUGGACCCGCAUGGUCGCCAUAGCGAGGCAGAAUUGUGGGACGCUUUGGAAGUCUCCCAACUGAGGGGUAUGGUAUGUCAGCUGGGAGAAGGGCUCGAUUCGGUGGUGACCGAGGGGGGAGAGAAUUUCAGCGUAGGUCAGCGGCAGCUGUUCUGUCUGGCUCGCGCCUUCCUGCGCAAGUCUCGUAUCCUCAUCAUGGACGAGGCUACUGCCUCCGUCGACAUGGAGACGGAUAAGUUACUGCAGCAGGUUGUGCUCAGUUCCUUCGCAGACAGGACGGUAUUGACAAUUGCACAUCGCAUCAGCAGCAUUAUAAACUCGGACAGCAUCCUUGUUCUGGACCACGGAAGGACGGCUGAAUACGGCACGCCUAGCUCCCUUUUGGAGAAGGGUGGUCUCCUCGCCUCUUUUGUAAAGGACAAAAACGGCUCUUGAUCUUCCAAAGUUUAUGAAUGUGCGUAGAGUGAAAACUGCGCUGAUUCUCCAGCGCAAGAUUUUUGGCAUGUGUACAUGUAUAAUGGCGUGAAACAAAAAUCGACGACUACUUAUUAGUCUCAAGAGAACAGAGGGUAGGGUCAUUAAUUAAAGAUGGCCUGUAGCUAUACAUAACAUGGACUUUCUAAAACCCCAGAGCAUUAACU
Molecule: messenger RNA, 4173 nt
Organism: Acanthaster planci (crown-of-thorns starfish)
Lineage: Eukaryota; Metazoa; Echinodermata; Asteroidea; Valvatida; Acanthasteridae
Product: ATP-binding cassette sub-family C member 9-like
Biological process (GO): transmembrane transport; potassium ion transport
Cellular component (GO): membrane
Molecular function (GO): ABC-type transporter activity; ATP binding; ATP hydrolysis activity
Source: RefSeq, a predicted model, not a curated record